Salvia miltiorrhiza (redroot sage) is the source of this 2914-nucleotide messenger RNA. RefSeq names its product protein ACCUMULATION AND REPLICATION OF CHLOROPLASTS 3, chloroplastic. Gene Ontology annotation, cellular component: extrinsic component of plastid membrane; cytosol; chloroplast outer membrane. Gene Ontology annotation, biological process: chloroplast fission. The record is from RefSeq and is a predicted model, not a curated record. The transcript is spliced from 16 exons. The coding region runs from base 206 to 2512 and encodes 768 amino acids. NCBI's taxonomy places the organism in Eukaryota, Viridiplantae, Streptophyta, Magnoliopsida, Lamiales, Lamiaceae.
GGAUAUUAACAAAAUUAAAAUUGAGUGACAAUUUUAUAGUCUAAUAUUGAAGAAAAAUAAUCCGUUUUUUUUUUCUUUGAAAAAAGAAAAAUAAUCCGUUAAAUCUAAAAGUUUGCAACUGUCGGAGGAGCCCUUCCUCGUCCACCAGCUCCCGCCUCCUCCACCUCCACGACGGCACGCCGUAUAAAGUUUCCGCCGAUAGCCCAUGAACCUUUUCUACCCCAAUACCACUGCGCCACAUUCCUUCUCACGCCUUUCAUCCUUUCCACAAACAACCCUCCAUAAACGCCGUUCUAAGUUGUUUGUCGGAUGCCGCUCAAAUUCCAUCAAACAGAAAUUAAGCUGCAAUUGCGUCACUUCUAGCUGCGAAAGUAGCAGUGGGCGUAGCAAUGGCGGUAGUGAUACGUCGGGGGAAUGCGGCGAGUGCCUGGACGUGAUAGUGGUGGGCAGCCGGAAAGAUGCGCUGCUGGACUUCUGCUCGGCCUCGCCUUUCCUAUCCCCUGUUUUGAGAUUCUGGAACGUUCUUGGUGCUGACUCGGAACAGGUGCAACUGCAACAAAGGUUCGCAAGCAAAGAUAGCACUCCAAGAACUGUGGAAGACUUCUUGGCUUGGCACACUUCUAAAGCUGUGAUACUUGUUGCUAGUGCUGCUUAUGGUUCAGAUCAUAUUACAGCACUUGAGGUCCUUAGCAAUGUCAAGAGUGGAAAUGGGUUUGUGGUGGGCAUAAUAUUGAUGCCAUUUAGCUUUGAAGGGAAAAGACGCCAAGAUGAGGUCAAGGAUUUGGUUGGCAAACUUCAAAAGCAGACAAAUUUCUGUAUUGUUCUUGAAACUGAUACACUUCUCGAAAAUGAUUUGGUAACUCUGGAUGAGGCUUUGAGGACUACCAAUAAUGCUGUUUUGAUGGCCAUAUACACCAUUUCCAUUUUAUUAUCUGAGAAGCACAUGAAGUUUCUGAGUGCAAAAGAUGAUUCGAUCAGAGAAAUUCAACUUCCUGAGUUUCAAGAAGUUUUUGAAAACUAUAAAGAAGCAAGAAUUGGAUUUGGGGCUGGUUACAACGUCAAAGCAUCACUGUUGCGAGCUAUAAAUGACUGCCCUUUCCUGGUAGUUGACAUAAAGGAUCUUGAUGGUGUAGUUUUAUGCGUCAUUGCAAGUUCAGGUGCUGUGGAAAGCAGUGAGGCGAAUAAUAUUUUGCAUACUGUUCGUGUAAUUACAAAAUGCAGUGGAAAAAUAAUUGUAGCUAUAGUCCAUGAGCCCUAUCUGGAGGCUAACACAAUAGUAUCUGCCAUCAUUGUUUUUGGAUACACCAGAAAACAGUUGGCUCCUGCUCCAAGAAGUGGCAUAUUAUCGAGCCUGGGUCAGCAUUUCCCUUCCAUUUUCAAUAUCUUUAAGAAGCAACACCAGCAACUGAACAACCUUGAGAAAGUCAUUUUAUCUGAGAGUCCACAUGUCUCUAAUGAGAUAAAUCCUCCUGUCAUUAAAGAUAUGUCUGAGACAAAUUCUUUAGAUGGUACUGCUGAUGACACUGUUGUUAUCUCUGGGAAAACCCUAAAUACAUUCGGUGAUGCAGAGGAAGAAUUCCCUUCUUCCAGGAGUGACCAUAGUUCUGGAGAAAAAGAGGUAGACCUAUUGGAUACCAAUUUUAGUUCUUUGCCAUAUGAGUUAAUUUCUGAAGGAAACUACGUGUUCAAGAGGGAGCUGUUUACUAGAGGAAAUAUGGGGCCAAGUCAUUCAACUGAAUCCAAAUACGGAACCAAUUUUACAGAUGCAGCUGCACUGGUUGACAGUGUCAGCAUCUACAGAUUACCUGUGGGUGUAAAAAAUUUAGAAAAGUUGGAAGAGUCUCCUGUCUCCUCAAACAAUAAGCGUGGAGCAGCAUGGAGAAUUGAUGACGAUGAGAAAACUGUACCAAAUGUGUCUUGGUCUGGACUGGCUGAUGUCAAUUUCAAUAAUGCUUCUAUAUUCAACAAAGGAAGUAGCGCCAAUAAUUCUAAGAAGCAGGGAGUGCUUUCUGUUCGUGCUGCAUCCAUGUUGGAAUCAGAGAGAGAUUCACAAAAGAAGUGGAGUCGUGUGGUUGAGAUGAGAUAUCGUGGAGGAAAAUACAAAGGGCGCUCUCAAGGAGGACUUCCUGAAGGAAAGGGACGUCUAUUGCUUGGUGAUGGAAGCAUCUAUGAUGGUAUGUGGCGCUAUGGAAAGAGAUCAGGUCUUGGAACAUUCUACUUCAACAAUGGGGAUGUUUUCCAGGGAUCAUGGAGGGAUGAUGUCAUGCAUGGCAAGGGAUGGAUUUACUUCCACACAGGGGAUAGAUGGUUUGUUAACUUCUGGAAGGGAAAAGCUGAUGGAGAAGGCCGUUUUUACUCAAAGCAUGGUGAUGUUUUCUUUGGCCACUUCAAAGAGGGAUGGCGACAUGGCCACUUUCUUCGUAUCAAUGUUGAUGGGACAAGGGCCGAAGAGUUAUGGGAGGAAGGUGUGCUCGUCAGUGAAACACAAUUGGAUCCCAAUGAAGAUGGUUGAACAUCGGUCUUCACACACCACCCUCUUGCAAGGUCCCAUGCCUCUGAUUUAUAUAGAAACGCAUGUAAUCCGCCCCAAUAUAGGAGCUCUUGGAAUAUGUUUUGGAUGCGGAGCCUACUUUUCUGUCCCAAGGUUACUGACUCAAUCUAUUAUCUCAGAUAGUAUUGUGUAAAUGUGUGCAUAUCACUGGGAGAUUAUUCCGCCGCGCCACCAAAAUAUGUAGUCAAAUUUUUGCGUCUACUUUUGGAAAAGAGUCUUAUAUGGGGAAGGAGGAAUAUAGUAGUAAUUAUUUGAUGGAAUGAAAUGAUUAAUUGUAAUUUUGGCUGUCACAGUACCUGCUUCUUUUAUUUCUUUCGCUAAGAGCUAUUCAAGAGUGAAUGGGAUGAAAAUGUCAUUACAUUA